UCUGAAGCUGCAGCAGUGUUGUCCUCUGACAGACCUGACGCGGAGUCCACGUCCUUCUCAUGUUCACUCCAUGUCAGUGUGGACUGUCCCUGGUCACGUGUCACCUCCCUUCACUCGUUUUCUUUUCAUGACUCAGCGGAUUUUCGGCUGCAGCGUCAGGACUUUGAUCGUUUGACUCCACGUCCACGGGAAUAACUCACACAACAGGAGUCGGAUGUAUUAGGACACCAUGUCUCCGCCCCCCCACUGCUGCCGCCGCCGCCGCCUCCUGCUGCUGACGUCCUGCUUCCUGCUGCUGGUUCUGGUUCAGGUUCCUCGGGUUCGGUCCAGGCCGACCACAGAGGACACAGACACAGCCGACUCAGUGAAAUCGUCCGAGGACGAAGAAGAUGACGAGUCGUCGUCAGAGGAAAACAAACUCUCCAACGAGCUGUCGACGAGCAACGAAAAGCUUCAGCCGACGGCUCCUCAGUGGGUGAUGCCAGAGAAGAUGAAGAAGCAGCUCCACGCCGUUCCAGCCAGCAGCACCGUGAGGUUCCGGUGUCAGGCGUCUGGAAACCCUGUCCCGUCUCUGCGCUGGUAUAAGAACGGGAAAGAGUUCAAGAAAGACCAGAGAAUCGGAGGCUUUAAGAUCAGAGGACACAUGUGGACUCUUAUCAUGGAGUCUGUGGUUCCGUCAGACAAAGGCAACUACACGUGUGUGGUGGAGAACCAGUACGGGAGCCUGAAACACACCUACCUGCUGGACGUGGUCGAACGUUCUCCUCACAGACCGUUCCUGCAGGUCGGUCUGCCGGCUAACCAAACCGCCGCCGUCGGUGCCGACGUGCGGUUCGUGUGUCGCGUGUUCAGCGACCCGCAGCCUCACAUCCAGUGGCUCAAACACAUCACGGUCAACGGCAGCAGAGAGGGACCGGACGGACUGCCGUACGUCCUCGUCCUCAAGGUCAGCAAGUGUGAGGGAGUUAUAUGACAUAAAGUGUUUAAAGUAACACGACAGAGGACACGUGA
Messenger RNA from Solea senegalensis (Senegalese sole), 1011 nucleotides. Its product is annotated as fibroblast growth factor receptor 1-A-like. The record is from RefSeq and is a predicted model, not a curated record. Gene Ontology annotation, cellular component: plasma membrane. Lineage: Eukaryota; Metazoa; Chordata; Actinopteri; Pleuronectiformes; Soleidae. The transcript has 6 exons. Gene Ontology annotation, molecular function: fibroblast growth factor receptor activity; fibroblast growth factor binding. The coding region runs from base 230 to 973 and encodes 247 amino acids.